Messenger RNA from Pomacea canaliculata, 1050 nucleotides. Its product is annotated as single-stranded DNA-binding protein, mitochondrial-like. Gene Ontology annotation, biological process: positive regulation of helicase activity; mitochondrial DNA replication. The record is from RefSeq and is a predicted model, not a curated record. Gene Ontology annotation, cellular component: mitochondrial nucleoid. Gene Ontology annotation, molecular function: single-stranded DNA binding. Bases 97 to 588 code for a protein of 163 amino acids. The transcript has 6 exons. NCBI's taxonomy places the organism in Eukaryota, Metazoa, Mollusca, Gastropoda, Architaenioglossa, Ampullariidae.
UGUCCGCCACCAGGGGAAGCUACUCUCAGUUGCUGCACGCCGCGCAAGGUCACUGCCGAGUUUUUCGAACGCGCUUUUAUCAGAGAAGUUUAUAGAAUGCUUAGAGCUGUCCUUAGGAAGACUGCAAGACCGGUAUUGCAGUUGCAUUCUGGAUGCAGAAAAUGUUUUUCAGAUAUGGCAGAAGAUGAGGAUGGUGCACAAUCAAACAGGUUUGAAAAAAGUAUCAAUCAAGUCAAUUUACUUGGCCGCAUAGGAAGGGAUGCAGAAAACCGUGGCUCUGCAGCUCACCCUGUGGUCGUUUUCUCCUUGGCAACAAACAGUGUGCACACACGUAGUGAUGGUCAGACUGCAUCUCGUGUUGAAUGGCACAGAGUGAGUGUCUUUAAACCAGGACUUAGAGAGAAGAUUGCUGCCAAUUUGAAGAAAGGAGAUCGUGUUUUUGUAACGGGAGUGAUCCGUUAUGAUGAGUACACUGAUAAUCAGGAUAACCAAGUGCGGACAACGACAAUCCUUGCAAAUGAUAUUGUUAACCUAACCAAACGUUACCUGAGAGAAGAAAAGGAGGAAACAGUGGAGACAGGAUUUUGAUUGGCCGAAGAGAUGUUUGCCUGUUCACUAUAUUAAUCCUCUACUGUUUGUAUGGGAGCUGGAAAAGUGUAUUAGCAAAAACAGGGACACUAAGGACACCUUUCCAAAACUACAGACAGUUGAUUGUGGAGAUGAUAGGUGUCACAUUCCUGUGAUACACAUACACCCUUGUCUGACAGAUUGUUAUAUCAUUGGCACUUUAACUUCAUUGUGUGUAAUAGUAAACAUUGCUAGCAUAUAAUUUUUUGUUUUUCAUUAUCAACUUUGUGUGGCCUUAUAGGAUGCAUGUUGUGUUAGAGAUUAUGUCCACAAGUGACAGUUGGAGAGAGCAUAGAAAGUCUGCCAGAAACGAGAGUAGUACCACACUGUUCCUGCAUUGCAUACUUCACACUGUUCUGGCAUUGCUUACUUUACAGCAGGACCCGGAUAUCAAAAGAGCUGUAUAAAACAGGCUGUGUAGAU